AUGUUCUGCAUGACAAUUCCCAUUCGAGGUUUCCUGACACGGGGAAUACUUCUGUCGAAAGUUGUUUAUUCAAUUACUUUUGAGGAGCGAACAGAGCAUACCUGCCUGCAGGAACCCGAUGAGACCCCACCAGAUUGUGAACGUGAAGCUGAACGCAGAAAGCUUUCUCGGCAGAAAAAGUUCCAAAUUGGAAAAUCAAUUAAGCCAGCUCGAAUUCUGUCUAAAUACGACGAGCUUUUGAUCGAUUUGAAGGAAGCGAGGGGAUUAACGUGGAAACAAAUCGCCGAGUAUUUCCCAGAAAGAUCGAAAGGCUCUUUACAGGUGCGAUAUUGUACACGGCUGAAGGGGGGGGCAUGUUGGAAGUCCUGA
Penicillium cosmopolitanum is the source of this 369-nucleotide messenger RNA. RefSeq names its product SANT/Myb-like DNA-binding domain-containing protein. Bases 1 to 369 code for a protein of 122 amino acids. The record is from RefSeq and is a predicted model, not a curated record. The transcript is spliced from 2 exons. Lineage: Eukaryota; Fungi; Ascomycota; Eurotiomycetes; Eurotiales; Aspergillaceae.